Messenger RNA from Effrenium voratum, 3012 nucleotides. NCBI's taxonomy places the organism in Eukaryota, Dinophyceae, Suessiales, Symbiodiniaceae. The record is from the annotation of a GenBank genome assembly.
AUGCAGGGCCUGCUGCGCUCGGCAUUGGUGGCAGCAGCGGUGCCUGAAGAUUUGCUGAAUUCCGCACGUGCCAGUGUGGUUUGCCGGCUGGCAUAUAAGCAGCCAGAUUGGGUAAAGUGGGGCCUGGCUGUGCGGAAGGAUCCUGCAGCCUGGCUGGGACAGGCCAGCAUGCCAGUCCUGCUACGGCCCGAGGCACCGGUCCUGUUGUGCAGCAUGAACUGGUCGGAUACGGAUGACCUGCGCAGCCGAAUGGUUUUGCAUUGGUCACUGAAAGAGGAGAGCAACAAGUGGCUUGUGCGCGCUGGAUCCGCCGUCUGGCAAUACCGCUGGCGCUGGCAAAGCCACAAUCCUGCCCCAUGGGCAUUCAGUCCCAUGAUGAGCAUUGAUGCCAAUGAGUGGGGCAAUUACUGUUCUUCUCCCCUAUUUGGCGAGUGGACGCCUGAGACCAGCGGGAGUUUGGAAGUAUCCGUGAGGUACAGAGCGGAGGCAUCGGUUGCGAGCGAUUGGAGCGAUUGGAGUGCCGUUGCGGCGGCAGUUCUCGGAUCGGCGGCGCCGCAGCCGCAGCGCCUUGCGGUGGACCCGGUGGACCCGGACCCGGGUGAAGAUCCCGACCCGCGCAGGGCGUGCCUCACAUGGACCACUGGGACCACUGGGACGACUGGGACUGAGCGACGAGUUGAGCAACGAGUUCUGCUGGAGGCCGAGGGCCAGCGGCGCUUGGUGGCAUGGCGCGGUGAGGAAUCCCGGGCGAUGCUGUGCAGCUUGCGGCCGGGCUGCUCGUACACGGUGCGCGUGGAGUCGCGAUACCUCGGUGCUGCGUGGGCGGGCGCGGAGUACGCAUUUCAGACGCCAUGGGCAUGGCGUGACGGGGAGAGCCAUGUGCAGGCCUUGGAGGCGGCCUGCACGAUAGCGGCAGAGGUGGAGACCUGCAAGCCGACGCUUUGGUCGGCCCGUGGCACCAGGUACAUCAUCCGGCGGCGUGCCGAGCGCGCAGAGUCGCGGUGCCUGACUUUGGCCACAGGAAACUGGGGGCUGGCUCCUGUUCAAGUGUCUGCCCGGACGGCAAGGAAUGUUUCAUUCAAGAGGCUGCAGAUCUUGGUGGACCCGCGCGUGAAGGGCAGCACCUUGUACGGCCUGCAGUGGCGGCCCUUAUCCGGCUCUUGGCGAGCUGCGCGGUUGCAGUGCGACAGACAGGACCCAGGGUCGGAUUUGAUUGAGGCGGAGUGGAACAUGGGUAUCCACGAUAUUCCCGAGCAAGUGCAGCUGCGCCUGGUUUUGCAGGAGCCUGUAGCCAAAGUGCUUCUGCCACAGCACUACUGGCUGUCAGAACCCUCCCUCCCCAUCAGCACGGGCUUCCACACUCCAGCGGCAGUGACGCCCAAACUGGUUUGGCGGGGUGAGCUCUUCAUCCACGUGGAUUCAAGCGGGUUGCCAUCCCUUGCAACCCAGUGCCAGAUCAAGUUCCGGGAGGUCCAGAACUCAGAGCCGAGCUUCACCGCCGAGCCGCAGCAGCUGGGGACUGGCACGACUGGCAUGUUGCUGCCGUUGUUGUCCCUAGCCCUGAAAACCAACUUCCGGUACUCGGCGGCCUUGCGCGUGGGAGACGGCGUCAUGUGGUCGCAGUGGGGCGACUUUGGGGAGUCCGUUUCCAUCUCCCUGCCCGAGGUGUGGUCUGUUGACCGGGAGCUGGUGGCAUCCGAGCCGGUGAAUCGCAGGGUGAAGCUGGACUGGGCCCAGCUCCACUGCGCUUUGGGGCCGGUGCCACUGGAAUGCGUGGUGUGCCUGGCGACUGAGGCGCCUGAGGCGUCCGAGAAGCUAGUGGGCAUGUGCAGCUGCCAGGCGGCCGGGCUGGGCUGCACCUUCCGGGACCGCCUCGAGGUGGCCAUCAACGGCUUCGAGCCAGGGACCAGAUACCAGUUCGUUCUGCACGCCCGUGCCCAACUCCCACUCAAAAUUGAAAGUGCCGAAAGCCUCCUGCAGUUGGGAUUCAAGGAGGUGGCUCGAUCUCCGCGCUUUCAGUGGCCCACAAGGCUGUCUGAGGAGUGGUCCCUCAUGGUGGACUGGUCCCUGCCUAUACCACGGCAAGUGCUGAUACCUGAUGACGGAGAGCUCGAAGAAAGCAGCCAGCGUUGGCUGGGUAGGGCCGUGCUGCUGGCUUGGCCCCGCGAAGAAGCCAAACUGCUGCUGGAGAUGCGAGAGGACAGCCAGCGCACGCACCAGGUCUUUGGGUGGAAGGAGUGGCCAUGGGUGCGGAUCAGGCUGCAGGGUGUGGACUACGUGGCUGCCUGCGACCUGCCGUGCGACGUGGUGCGCUUCCGGUGGUGUGGCAACGGCACACCCAACGGCACACCCGGGCCCUGCAGCGACGGCUGCACCGCACAUCUGGCGGCGCCCGCGGUGUCCGCGGAGCUCUCGCUGCGGGAGAAGCUGAGCGUGGAGCUGAGGGCGGAGGCGAGAGGCGAGAGAGGCGACGUGGGCGUGCGGGCCCGGUACCGUCCGGUUCCCGGACACGGCUCGGGGUGGCGGGUCCUGCUCCCCCAGGCGUCGAGGACCUACGUGCUGGGCCAGGAGGAUGGACUGCAGCCAGGCAGAACCUACGUCUUUGCUAUGCAGCUGAUGGCCCGUGGCCGGCGCUCCCAGUGGUCCGAGACCGCGCCGCUGGCACUGCAGCUGCCACUGGGCCUGGAACUUGACGCCAAGCUCACGGUGGUCGCCAGACGCACGACGUCUGUGACGGUGUCCUGGCCAGAGCUGAGCUCCCUCCCAGAUCAGUCACAGGUGGAGUUCAGGUUGGACAUCCACAGGGUUAUGGAUGCAACAUCGGAGCACCAGACCUCCGUCCUUUUGGAAGGCGCAGAUGGCAAGCCUCCACCCUGUGAGGCAACAGUCUUCAAUCUCUGCCCAGCAGCGGAGUAUUCAGCGGAGCUGUUUCUUCGGUGUGUUCGCCUUGGAUCCCGAAGGUGGCUCACCACUGGCCUUUGCUCUCACUUCAUAACCCCCGAGGAGAGGUGA